Messenger RNA from Fundulus heteroclitus (mummichog), 5267 nucleotides. It is a transcript of the gene smad1, whose product is annotated as SMAD family member 1. Gene Ontology annotation, molecular function: DNA-binding transcription factor activity, RNA polymerase II-specific; RNA polymerase II cis-regulatory region sequence-specific DNA binding; I-SMAD binding. Bases 553 to 2019 code for a protein of 488 amino acids. The record is from RefSeq and is a predicted model, not a curated record. NCBI's taxonomy places the organism in Eukaryota, Metazoa, Chordata, Actinopteri, Cyprinodontiformes, Fundulidae. Gene Ontology annotation, cellular component: heteromeric SMAD protein complex. The transcript has 8 exons. Gene Ontology annotation, biological process: transforming growth factor beta receptor signaling pathway; cell differentiation; SMAD protein signal transduction.
UUAUAACGUCUUAAACAAACUGACUAAUCUCUGCAUAAAAUGAAAAACAAAUGAGUAACUCGGUUUACGAUUGACUCGAUUUUACGUCUCCAGUUACUUGUGGUGUAGAAGUCAUCUAAAUAUGGACGCCCCAGCAGAUCUGCGUGGAACAUCCACAGCAGGUGCUGAGCACCAAAUGCCUUCGCAGCCUCAUCCUGCAGGUUGGGGAGGUUUCAGUGCGCAGAGCUCUUCCUGUAAGCGACAUUAGUAAUUGGUGGUAAUGUGACAAGGCACACGGACAGGAAGCCAUCUGAAGAAUGGCGGGGCGAUGUUCGCGGAGCGGUGCCUACACCGACCUCCCUGCCAGCUUCCCAGAUCUCAUGACUGACCGCCGGAGCCGCAGCAGUGACUCUUGUGACUGUGAGGAGCGCAGAGGACCUUGGAAGCACCUGGAAUAAAUUUAAAUAAAUCUAAUAAUCCCUCCCCCUCUUUUUAAUUUUUACUGAUUCUGGACCGUCUCCCACCGCUGCUCACGCUUCUUCAGGCGAGUGCAGGAGGGCAAACCCGUGCACCAUGAAUGUCACCUCGCUCUUCUCCUUCACCAGCCCGGCCGUCAAGCGCCUGCUGGGCUGGAAGCAGGGCGACGAAGAGGAGAAGUGGGCGGAGAAGGCCGUGGACGCUCUGGUGAAGAAGCUGAAGAAGAAGAAGGGAGCCAUGGAGGAGCUGGAGAGGGCUCUCAGCUGCCCGGGUCAGCCCAGUAACUGCGUGACAAUCCCUCGCUCGCUGGACGGACGGCUGCAGGUGUCCCACAGGAAGGGUCUGCCACAUGUCAUCUACUGCCGGGUGUGGCGCUGGCCGGACCUGCAGUCGCACCACGAGCUGAAGGCGCUGGAAUGCUGCGAGUAUCCCUUCGGCUCCAAGCAGAAGGACGUGUGCAUCAACCCCUACCACUACAAGAGGGUGGACAGUCCAGUGUUGCCUCCUGUUUUGGUACCAAGGAACAGUGAGUUCAACGCCAAGCACACGAUGCUGCCGCGCUUUCGCAACCCCCUUCAGCAGAACGAGCCACACAUGCCCCAGAACGCCACGUUCCCAGAAUCCUUCACUCAGGCAAACACCGUUCCCUUCCCUCAUUCUCCUGGAAACGGCUUCCCAAACUCGCCCGGCAGCGGCAGCAGCGCCACCUUCCCUCACUCGCCGUCCAGCUCUGACCCAGGCAGCCCGUUCCAGAUGCCCGAGACCCCUCCACCUGCCUACAUGCCCCCAGAGGAGCAGAUGACGCAGGACUGUCCUCAGCCAAUGGACAUCAACCUCAUGGCUCCGCCUCUGCCUGCAGAGUCGAACAACCGGGCAGGGAAAGACCUGAUGCAGCUGGGACUCUUCUCUUUGAUGUGCGGCUCCAGCAGCAACUCCUCAGAUGUGCAGCCGGUGGCCUAUGAGGAACCAAAGCACUGGUGCUCCAUUGUUUACUAUGAGCUGAACAAUCGCGUUGGGGAGGCCUUCCAGGCUUCUUCCACCAGCGUGCUCGUCGACGGCUUCACGGAUCCCUCCAACAACCGCAACCGCUUCUGCCUAGGUCUGCUCUCCAACGUCAACCGCAACUCCACCAUCGAGAACACCCGGCGGCACAUCGGCAAAGGUGUCCACCUGUACUACGUUGGCGGCGAGGUGUAUGCGGAGUGCCUGAGUGACAGCAGUAUCUUCGUCCAGAGUCGUAACUGUAACUACCACCAUGGCUUCCACCCCACAACCGUGUGCAAGAUUCCCAGUACAUGUAGCCUGAAGAUCUUCAACAACCAGGAGUUCGCUGAGCUGCUGGCCCAGUCCGUCAAUCACGGCUUCGAGGCCGUUUAUGAGCUCACCAAAAUGUGUACCAUCCGGAUGAGCUUUGUUAAGGGCUGGGGAGCAGAGUACCACCGCCAAGAUGUGACCAGCACACCCUGCUGGAUUGAGAUCCACCUGCAUGGCCCACUGCAGUGGCUGGAUAAGGUCCUGACCCAGAUGGGUUCCCCCCACAACCCGAUAUCGUCGGUGUCGUAGGCUUCAGUAACCCCAGGCCUCUCAGCCACGUGGCUGUCCACACCCCAGCAUUUUGGUCCAAGUAGUGAGAAUAGCAGCUCGCUGGUCCCACACCGGUUUGUAGUUUAGUCCGACGUCUGCAGCUGAUUCUGACUGGAAAAAAAAAACAAACAACAAACUGAUCUGGGACCUGUGAGGCUGGGUGGGUUGUUACAUGGGUGGUUCUACUUGAAGGACAUCUGAGUCGAACACAUUGACAGAUUGGGAGAGGAGAAGGCAAAGCAAGUGUGAUGCAACUGGAAGAUACUUGAUCUUUGUGACCAACUGUAAUAAUCCGACCAUCACACUCACGAGGCAAACAACCUCCAGUAUCACCCUGCUACAAGUGCGUUUUUCAUUGUUCUUUUAAUCUGACUCAAAUAUAGUUUGCCUUUCGAUAUUCCCUUAAAAUUAAAGCUAUAUUUGUGUAAUUACAACAGCUGUGGGACAUUCCAGGUCGUCAAAUUCUCAGUUUACGGACGUUUUCUAUCUGAAUCAAUUGAAUUGGCAUCAAAUGUGGAAAGUUAGCGGAGUCGGAGAAUGACCCAUGUGACAGAAUAUUCCAUCAGUCAUCAAGUGCUUAGGAAAGUCUGCUGGUUAGUAUUUAAGGUAAAUGAACUGAUGAAAUGCCGUCAGAAUUCAGAGUUAAUCACACAAGGGCAAAAUGAGGGGGUUUAAACGUGUAAAGUGUCUGGUUUUGUGUGGGACGUGGGGCUAAAAAGGCAUUUCCACACAUUAACGACUGAAACCUUCAAUGUCGACUAUCUUAUGUUACACAUUUUGUUUAAAGAAAAAGAAAAAAAGAACACUGUGUAGAUAUUUUCACCAUUAGAUCACGUGCUGUCUGAAUUUGCAGAGCAUAUUUUGGUUAGUGUAGUGUUGCACAUUUAAGGGUGGUAGCUGAACAUAACAUGAAGUCGAGACAAAACACAGGAGUUGCUGUUUUACUCUGCAGCAGGGCACUGAGGACGGACACCGUCAUUCAAAAGAUUUGGAAACAUGAUCCAUUUUUUUUUUCUUCUUCUUUUGUGUGGACUCUUUAAAUCCUUUAAAUUUCCCCAACCGUGGAGCAAUAAAGGAUCUUAUUAUUCUUUUCUACAUAUGAAGUUCUAUCCUGCAGCUUUUCAUCCGUCUGGUACUGAGAGCAAUUACACAAACACUGUUCAUGACUGCUGAUGAUGGUGUUUCAUUUUGCAGCAAAUACUUUUAUUUCAGACCAUAAAAGGUCUUUUUAACUCAUCUUUUAUUUUUUUGGUUGUAAUGCAUAUUACAGCCUGUACUCCCUCUGCAGCUGAUUGGUUACUUUAAUAUAGUUUACAGAUUAAUUCCUUGGAAUUAAAGAUUAUUUUUAUUUGAACUUUUUGCAAUUUCCACUUUACCUUCCAGUGACUUGUCAGAGCUUACAGGGAACUCUCAGGUUACUUUCCUUGAAUUUAAAAGUCACUUUUCUGGAACUUACACGUUGCUUUCCUAGAGCUCAGAAAGUAUUAUUGGAACCUAAAGGUUAUGUUCCUGGGACGCGCAAGGUCCUUUCCAGUUACUUUCUGGAACUCACAGGAAAAUUCUUCGGGACUUACAGGUUACUUUUAAUUACACCGUGGUGUAAUCCAGUGAAUACUCUGUUCUGAUUGGCUGCGUGGUGACAAAAGGUUUUAUAGGACGGCUGUAAAAACGAGAGAUAUUAAAUAGUUCUCUCAGCCGCUUCUUGUGAAACACUUACGAUUUUAAUGGUGAAAAAAAACAUUAAAGUACUAAUAAUUGAUUUAAUAUUCAUUUAUUUUAUAAGUGAUCAUGGUAUAAAGCAGGAUAAUGCCCUUUAAGGUGUCCAUGAUCAGAAAUGAGUGGACUUCGCUUCCUGUCGGACGGUUCACGCCUCCAUAUUGUCCAUUAAUUUCUGAUAGUGGACGUUAUCCCUUACAUAACUUACGGGUAUUUUUUCCCAGAGCCCAAAAUGUAUUUACAGAUUAUUUAUCUGCUGUUUACAGGUUACUUUUUGUAACUUAUUCACUUCUCUCGAACUUACGUUCUUAUGAUCCGAAACAUGGAAAAGUAACCUGUAAGUCAUGAAAAAUUCUUUAAAAUUGCCUUUUUUUUUUCUUUUUUUUUUUUUACAAAAAACUCUUUACGUUAAAGCAAAGCAACUUGUAGGUUUUGAAGAGUAUCCUGUAAAUUCAAAAAAAAAAAAAAAAAGACCUAUAAAUCAUUGCAAAAUACAGUGUAAACAUUCAGGAAAGUAACGUCUGUGACGUUUGGGAAGCUUCAGGCUUGUGUUGAAUUUUGCUUUUAAGUUUUUUAUUUUUGUUUGUUUUGUUUUUUGUAUCCAGAGUGCCGUUAACCUUCGUAAGAUGCUUCACAGGUUGUUGUUUUUUUUGGUUUGUUUGGUGGGGUUGCUCAAGCCUCAGGUUUUACCCGUCCUUUAUAUCGCUUCCAGUAUGUCAACCUCAGAUUGAAGGUCACAAAGAUUUGCGACCAGUAAUUGAUUUUACUAAAAAUACUGGACGUAAUAUUAUGUCAAGCCCCCACGUGUAAUAGCUUUUUAUUUAAACUAAUGUUUCAAAGCACUCUUUGUCUCCACCCACCUAUCAGAUGGAUUAAUCUGGACAUAGAAUCUCAUCCUUUUAUGCUAUUUGCCAAUUUUUUAUGUUUUUUUGCCAUCCUGCUGGAGGAUGGAUCCUUGUCCAGACCGAAGACAGACAGGCUCUUUUUAAUUAAACUUGUUUGCAGAGAAUUUUCUCUAUCAAUUGAAUUCAUCAAAUUUCAAUAAAACCUUUAAAAAUUGUUUUUUUAUUUUCAAAUACUUUUGAAAGGUUGUGUAAAUAUUCAGUGGCUGCUCAUCUUCUUCUUAAAGUGACUGAACAAAGCGUAUUAAAAAUGUUUAAGGGAAAAUGUUGAGCAUUCAGAUUUUAAUCAGUAACUGAAAAAAGAUGUCAGUUACUGAUGUUGUUUUUUUAUUAUUAAAUGCAGAUUUUACCUUUUUUUUUCUUUAUUUGCUUUUUUGCCUGUAGCAGUCCUCCUUGUAACUGAGCUGUUUAACUCAUAACAUUCUUCAUUUUUUUAAACGUGUUUUUGGUUUGUCUGCACUUUCACAUUUUGCCUCAUUGUUUUUUUUUCUUUGUUGUAAUUUUUUUUCUUCAGUUUUGCUCUGUAAACCUCCCAGAAAAGCAGUUUUAUUCCAUGAAUAUCAAGUCUCUACUGGAAGAUUGAAUAAAAUUGUUUCAUUAAACACAAAA